Molecule: messenger RNA, 789 nt
Organism: Rhododendron vialii
Lineage: Eukaryota; Viridiplantae; Streptophyta; Magnoliopsida; Ericales; Ericaceae
Product: protein MAIN-LIKE 1-like
Exons: 2
Coding region: 1-789 (262 amino acids)
Biological process (GO): meristem development; meristem maintenance
Source: RefSeq, a predicted model, not a curated record
AUGUAUUUUGAAUAUAAUCGAACAUCAGGUGUUAACGGGGUUUGCAAUAUACAGGAAAUGACACAAGCCAGAGGACGGGGGAGAGGCCGAGGACGGGGGAGAGGGCGUCAGGCGAGGCAAGAGGAGGUAGACGGUGAGGCAGUUGGUCCACAAAACCGGAGUUUGUUAGUGGAUUUUAGGAACCAUGUUGCUGUUGAUAUUUGGAACGGUAUGAAGCGACCAUUGUUGAAACUGCACUCGCACGGACGUAAUUUGAAGAAGUGGUCAAUAGCGGAGGCAAAUGAGAGGUUACUUAUGAGGGUCAGAAGUUCAAGGGUUAUAUUGUCUGCCUUUGUGGAGAGGUGGCAUUCGGAGACAAAUAGCUUUCACUUUCAAUUUGGGGAGAUGACUAUUACACUGGAUGACGUGCCGCACCUUGUUGGGCUUCAAGUGGAGGGGUUAGCGGUGCAUACAGUGGAUAAGACGAGGGAGGAGUGUUUGGCAAUGGUACAGAGGUGUCUUGGUGUGACGGCAGACGUUGCGGAGAAUAAAGUUACAACAAACAAUCGCGUUGCGUUUGAAUGGUUGUUGAAAACUUUUAGUGAGGUGGUAGAUGGGGACUCGGAGGAAAGGGUUGAUUGUUGCGCACGGGCUUACUUGCUCUAUCUCCUUGGCAGCACCCUAUUUGCUGACAAGACUGGGACGACAGUUUCUGUUCAGUUCCUCACUCUUUUGGAGGACUUGGGACGGGUUCGCGACUAUGCUUGGGGUGUAGGAGGGUUGGGCCAUUUGUACAGACAACUUGGAUGA